AUGGAUAAAGGCGGGUUGCGGAAAAAGGGUGUAGGGUUUUGGGGCUCGGGCAGGCGGGUUCGAGCAAAACAAGGUUCUGCAAGUGGUGGGCUCCAAUAUGAAAGGAAAGCGAGGAAGAAGAAGGAUCAGAGACGAGCUAGGAGGAGGAAGGACAGUGAUGAGAGUGAUGAGGAUAGCAAGGAUGAGAAGAGGAAGAAGGAGAAAGCAAGACGACGACGGAGGAAGCAGGAAAGCGAUAGUGAUGAUGAGUGCCGACGGAGGAAAAAGAAGAAGACGAACAAGAAAACUAAAAAGAGGAUGGAUACCGACGACAGUGACGAGAGCAGUUCAGAAGACGAGAGAUCGAGGAAGACCUUCACUCUUGUCUUCUCCCUUCAUCCCCCUCGGCUCCCCCCUCCUCAAUCCCUGUCUCUACAUCCGCUACCUCGGGUUAGCAGACAAUCCCAUCCAGCGCCGGAGGCUGCCCUCGUUCUGGUCGUAUCCGUCGCCCACGGAGACUUUGCAGCAUUGAUGUUGCACUCAUUGUGA
Molecule: messenger RNA, 528 nt
Organism: Cyclocybe aegerita
Lineage: Eukaryota; Fungi; Basidiomycota; Agaricomycetes; Agaricales; Hemipholiotaceae
Source: the annotation of a GenBank genome assembly